AUGGUCACCCUAAUCAUUGGAUAUGUGGAGGUCUGCAUUCUGGCAUUAGCCUCCGGAUCCCCAUUUGAUCCAACGUUGGAUGAUGGCUGGAAUAAUUGGAAAUCAUUUCAUAAUAAACAGUAUGAAGAGCAUGAGAAGGAUUAUAGAAGACUGGUUUGGGAAGACAAUGGGAGAUACAUCGAACAACACAAUCUGGAGCAUGCAAUGGGGAAACACACCUUUACUGUGGGAAUGAACCAAUUUGGAGAUCUGACCUUCAAUGAGUUCAGGCAGCUUUUGUCUGCAUCCAGCAUAAACGAAGCUGAGAAAAUGAGUUCCAAAGUGUUUACAGCACAGCAGAACAUCCAACUGCCGAGCACUGUUGACUGGCGUCCCAAAGGUUAUGUUACUUCAGUGAAGGACCAGGGGCAGUGUGGUUCGUGCUGGGCUUUCAGCGCUACUGGAGUACUUGAAGGUCAAGUCUUUAAUAAAACAGGAAAACUCAUUUCCCUGAGUGAACAGUAUCUGAUGGAUUGUAGCAGAGCUGUGGGAAACGCAGGCUGUAAUGGUGGAUCUGUCCUGGCAGGAUUCCUAUUUAUAAAAGAAAAAGGCAUCACUUCUGAGCAGUCUUAUCCAUAUACUGCGAAGGUAACUCUGCUCUUGUCAGGAAAUUCCUGGAAAUCAUUUGGAUCUCAGUUUUCUUUGACUUGCUUUUGGUUUCAGGAUGGCAAUUGUACAUUCAACCAGAGUGAUAUUGUUGCUACUUGCAAAGGUGCGCAGCGGAUUCCAUCUGGUUCAGAAGUGGAUUUAGCUGCAGCAGUGGCUACAGUUGGACCAAUAUCAGCUGGUAUAGAUGCAGAACAUAGAUCAUUCAUGUUGUACAAAUCAGGAAUAUUUUAUGAACCUCGCUGCAGUACAACCAAAUUGGAUCAUGGGAUUUUGGUCGUUGGAUAUGGAACUGAAAAUCAGAAACCAUUUUGGAUUGUUAAAAACAGCUGGGGAGCAAGUUGGGGCAACAGAGGAUAUGUUCACAUGGCUAAGGACAUGGAUAACAACUGUGGAAUUGCUUCCAAUGCAGUUUACCCCGAGGUUUGAAGGUUCAAGUAUCAGUUGUAACUGGAUAAAACUCCAACAGCAAUAAUCAGACUGCAUCUGCCUGGAGCUCUGAUUUUAUGGAUCAUUGUUAACCAUACAUCAUCAUUUAUCUUUGUCAUUGCAUUUAAGCAGAGUUAGUUACAGGUUAUUCAAAAAAAUGCUAUAAUUAAGACAAAUGAAAGCUUACUUUAUGGCAUCAAUGAAAUGAUAACCAUACCUGCUUCAAUAACAACACAAAGGUUCACAUUAUUGCAAAUCGCCUGUUUAUUGUAAUACUAUGAUGUCUUAAACUAUUAUGUUGUGUAACGUGUGGAGACAAACGUCUGUAUGUAUAAGCAGCACUGAUCUAUGUAGUAAAAUGUGCCAGCAGUGAUUCUGUGUCUCUUACUGUGUUUCCAAUUGCAUUACAUCCUGUAAUAUAUCAGAGAACCUCAUUCAAUGGUUGACCCACACACUCCCAAGGAUCUAUUUUGAUGUUUGAUGUAUUGGGCAUCCUUUUGUCUUGCGAGACCAUGGGACUGUGCCUGGGAAGUCUUGCUUCAAUCUUUGUUGGUAGAGCAGCGUCUGUUGUGGGUGUAAUUGCCCCGGCGGGUGAGGCAGUCUCGGCUGCAGUGACUGCACUCGGAGGCACUGUCCUCUGGUGUAGUCUUAGAGUCAAUGAGAUGUACAGCAUGGAAACAGACCCCUCGGUCCAACUGUCCGUGCCGACCAGAUAUCCCAACCCAAUCUAG
Molecule: messenger RNA, 1805 nt
Organism: Chiloscyllium plagiosum (whitespotted bambooshark)
Lineage: Eukaryota; Metazoa; Chordata; Chondrichthyes; Orectolobiformes; Hemiscylliidae
Source: RefSeq, a predicted model, not a curated record